CUUUUAAGGCGCGUCGUGUUGCGCAUUUUCCAGAAUUGCCACCUAAAAAUAAAUAAAAAUGUCAGGGUUCCUAUUCUUUCCCCAGUACAAAUUCAGCAAGUCAGGUGGUGAGGAAAGCUUCGUUAUUUGUAGACGGCUGUUGAAUUCAACAUAGGAAGCCAAGGCAGGGCAUAGGUAAUGCUAAUAAUAGGUAAUACUAAUACUAUUAAUAAUACAGUAGUCGCUUUAAUAUUCCCAUGUAUUCAGCCCCGUGUGUCAGUACUUCGUUAGCAAAGCUGCCGACCUCUCAACUCAAAAGACAUAAGGUUAUUUUACUCUUAAAAUCUGUAUGCUGCUAUAUUGUCAGAACCUCUAAGCAGUUUAUAAUAUACAGUAUACACAUUAAAGUUAUGAAUAAAAGACAAUAAAAACAAGCUGACCUAAAGACAACACAAGUUUUCAUAAAAUGUAUGCAUCUCAGUGCUUGUUAACUUUACAUACCUUGUGCAAAUGUGUUGUGCAGUAGGGAAGCAGAUGCUCACCAAAUGCAUAAUUGGAGUAGAAAGCUUCAAACACAAAGACACCCAAGAAGCAAAAAAAAAUAUGAUUUUUUUGUCGAAGGGGUAGCAGACACACUUCCUUAGCCAUAGCACCAGCUGGGCUUGGAAUGCUUCAGUCUCCUCCCUCUUUAGCAGGCAAGUGAAAUUUCCUGCUCCGGUAUGGGACUUGUAUUUGAAGAGUCUCCAUGUUUAUUUGUUGAAAGGAUGUCAUUUGGUGCAUGGGCAUUGAAACCCCCUGCAAAAGAGGAUUAGGCAGAUUCAUGGAGAAUAACGUUAUCAAUGCCUACCAGCCAUCAUGGCUAUGCUUUGCCUCCAUGGUAAGAGUAGCAAUAACACUUCUGAACACUAGUAGCUGGAAACUGCAGGAUGGGAGAGUGCUUUUGUGCUCAGGCAUUGAAAACCUCCCUUGUGAGUUGCAAAGGAACUUCCAACUUAUGCGUGAGCUGGAUCAGAGAACAGAAGACAAGAAAGCAGAAAUCGACAGUCUUGCUGCUCAGUACAUUUCAACAGUGAGGAGUCUGUCAUCAGAGCAACGGGUGGAAAUCCUGCAGAAGAUUCAGAAUGCUUACGCAAAAUGCAAAGAGUACAGUGAUGACAAAGUGCAGCUGGCCAUGCAGACCUAUGAGAUGGUAGAUAAGCACAUUCGACGGCUGGAUGCUGACCUGGCACGAUUUGAAGCUGAUCUGAAGGAUAAGUUGGAAGGCAGUGACUUUGAAAACCCUGCAACGCAAAACCUAAAAAAGGGGCGAACUCCAAAGGAUAAGAAAAGCUCUCGGGGUCGAGGCCGGCGAACAUCCGAAGAAGAUGUCCCAGUAAAAAAGAAACCAAAACGAAGGUCUGAAUUAGCUGAUACCAUCCUGUCGGUUCAUCCUUCAGAUGUCCUGGAUAUGCCGGUGGAUCCCAACGAACCUACGUAUUGUUUGUGUCACCAAGUAUCCUAUGGAGAAAUGAUUGGCUGUGACAAUCCUGAUUGCCCAAUCGAAUGGUUCCAUUUUGCUUGUGUGGACCUCACCACGAAACCCAAAGGGAAAUGGUUUUGUCCUCGCUGUGUUCAGGAGAAGAAAAAGAAGUAAAAUGGGAAUGUACAGUCUGAAAGAAGAAAAAGUUUAAUAUAUUCGUACAUGUUGCAAUAUUUUAUUCUAUCUUUUUUGUCACUUACCUAUCUUGUUUGAUUUGAUAUUUAGCAGUGGCCAGUCAUUUUUCUUAACAUGGGGGGGGGGGAGAGAGCUAUCCUAAUGAGAAAAGGAGGAUGUGGAGGAGGUUUACUGUGGUGAUGGUCGCCUGGGUUACACACUUCUGUGGCACUGCAAUCAAUGUUAUGAAGUACUAAGAGUAGCCCUGCACUGGAAUUUCUGCUCACGUACGAAAAGUCUGUGAAAUUGCCUAUAUGGCCUUGCAGGUGAACGAUGAUUUUUUUUGUUUUGUUUUGUUAUCAACAGAGUAGUCACUCUGCUCCGCACAAUAUUUAUGAAGGAUUUAAAAUCUUUAACUGCAUCUUUACAGAACCUUAUAACUACUGUCAAGGAAGGAAUGGUGCUGCUCUGUUCCUCGGUUGCAGCAAGCAAGGAAUUGUUUCUUACAAAGGCAGAUGAAAAGUAAUGGGUAUUAUUUUGGUAAGGUGUGUUCCCCAAGUAAAUUUCAAGAGUAGUACACCUGUUCCAGUUGCUUCUGAGUUGUACACUACUACUCUGAAGUCAUCUAUCCAAUCCUGAUGGUAAGCAAUGAAUGCUUAAAUUGAGGCAUAAAAUGUCUAGGAGAUAGCAGUACAGUAUAGUUUGAUUCACUCAUGAAACAAAAAUAAGGCUUAUUUUUCAUUGGCUAAGCUAUUAGAUGUUAGACAUUAACAGUAAGGAAAACCAGAUGUAAACUUUUUUUAAAAAAGGAAAGAUUGACUGCAAAGCACUAAAAGCAAUUUGGUGUAAUUUUAUACUGAACUUUUAUCUGGUGUGAGAUGUCUGUUCUCUGUAAGCACCCAGAUGCCAGCCAGUAUAAAAUGUAAAUGUGAGUGCCCCUUAAAGCAGCUUUGAGUUGGGAGACGGACAAUUAUUUUUUUCAGGAAGCUGGUAGAGCCAUCGUUGGCUGUGAUGCACACAAUAUCAGAUCCACUAUCCUUUCUGAUAGUGCAGGGGGUUUGGAUCCAGAGUGUUCCUUUCAUGAGCCCACCCAGGAGUGGCUGUGGGCAGGAUUUCUGGAUUGCAGUGGGUUGUACUAGUAAGCCCUCGGGGUCCCUUCCAUCUCUGCAAUUCUAUGAAUGGAAGGGCUUCUUCCAAUUGCAGAAGGGAUUGAGAUCCAGUGGAGGCUCACACCGGAGGAAGUGGAGGAAGGCAGAUUUCAUUUAUUCCCUCUACAUCUCCCCAUGCCGCCUCCCACACUGUUAAGGAGGGUCACCCAACUUCUUGGCAUGGUUUUGCAGGGGGGAAGGAAGAAUGAUGAAAAUCACCCCUCCCUCCUUUGUGAGCAUCCCCUGGGCAGAACUCCAUUCACGGGAACUGGAUUCAUGCCAGGGUUUGCAGACUUUAUAUGUAACAUCAAAAACAUGCAAAUGUUGUUUGACCAAAGACAAUAUAUAGGGAGAUAAAAAUUAUACAUCAUGGAUCAUGUUGACUCUGUCAUACCAAUAUUUGUUAAAGACAGUCAUCUGUCUCCAGCUUUGCAUUUCUCAGCUAAAGGCUGGAAAACGCAGGUCAAGAAGGAUGGAUAAAUAAUAUUAUGUACAGUGGCUAGUUUGUCUAAACCAGGCAUCCCCAAACUUCGGCCCUCCAGAUGUUUUGGACUACAAUUCCCAUCUUCCCCGACCACUGGUCCUGUUAGCUAGGGAUCAUGGGAGUUGUAGGCCAAAACAUCUGGAGGGCCGCAGUUUGGGGAUGCCUGGUCUAAACUGUGCUUGCAUUGUGAGAUAACGUUGAUUAUUUGGAUAUGGUGAUUAAAAAACAGGUAGAAUAUAGCACACACGGCUGUUAUCUGUUCCAGUGGUGUGCAGUUUGUUAAGGAUUCAGGUGUACCCCCAAAUCACAGUAAGGAGUUAUGCUUGCACCACAUGAUACCUGCAAUAUUGCACUAAUCUCACUUCCCUUCUGGAAGGUAAAGGAGAAAACUAUCACACAACAAAAAUGUGGAGUUAACAAGUGUAGCUUUGAAUUGAGACAAGGUAUAUUUGUUUUUUCUGAAAGGACAUGGUUUGGCUUUUUUUAUGAAAGAACACAAGUCCUAAGUGCUUAUUGCGCAUGACAUUGAUUUUGCAUGGUUCGUAGGCAAUUCAGUGAAAGUAUUCUUUAUUUGUAUCACUUUACUUUCUAUAGCUACAUCUAGUUUUCAGUGAUCACAUGCACAUUUGCAUUGCCCACAUAAGAGUGAAAUACGGUAAUUUUGGAGGUUUGGUUGUCAUAACUUGCUCUCAGAAUGUUUUGUCUCUGCAUAGUGUUCUGCUGUUAUCAGGCUUAAGUACUUACUGGAGUAAGUUGUCACUCGUGAGAGUUACCCCCUAAAUAUCAUGCACACAACUAUGGAACUUAAUGCAACCAAUGAGGACAUUAGACCAUUUAAGUCUUUCAUAACCUUGUGCCCUCCAGAUGUUUUUAACUACAGUUGCCUUAGUCAGUGUGGCCAAUGGUAAGAGAUUAUCAGAGUUGUAGUCCAACUUCUGGAGGGCAGUAGGCUGGAUAUGGUUGUCCUAUGAGACAGCAUUUUCAUAUAAAGUUUGGGGUGCACUAAAUUAGCUUUUCCCAACAUGGACCUCUUGAGAUGUUUUUGACUACAUUUCCCUUUAGUCUUUGCCAGCAUGGCUGUCCAAAACAUCUGGAAUGCUCCAAGUUGGGAAAACUGUUUCUCUUUUAAUGCAAAGCAAUCCUGCACAAGAUGUGAUCCACCAAGCUGCACGUAGCUCCAGCAAUGUUAUGGUUAUUGAGAUGCUUGACAGUUCCCUGGCUUUUGCAAUCUUGACUACAAAAUAGGAAAUGAACCUGAUGGCAACAACACAUAGUGACUUGUAGAUGGAUUUUUUUGGGAGGGGAGGGUCACAGCUUUUGCAGUGUGCAUUUAGAUUUUAGUAGGAAGUCUUAUGAGACCUCAUGAAUCAGUAGUUCAGUUAUCGAUAAUGGAUAUGUGUUUUAACUUCCCAUAAAGUCAUGUUAGCUUCUACUAUAAUAGCAGUGGCUUUCAAGAUCUAUUUCCCCUUUUUUCCACUUAAGUUGUAUCUUAGAUAAUGGAAAACUAGUGCUAUAGGUUGGCAUACAUCUUGAAAGUCCUUAAAAUGUGUUUGGGGGUAGGAAGUUAGUACUGCCAUGUAGGUAUUGAAGCAACGUGGACCUGUUACUUUACCAUAAACUAGAACCAAGAUCAUGUUUCCGUCCCAAGGAAUUGAAUGUUUUGUUUCCUUUGAGGCUCCAGACAGUAAUGAAGAUGUGGUGGUGGCGGCAAUAUUUCACAGCACGGUUUCUGGUGCUGUAUAGUGUUGAACUGUACACUACAGAUGUCACAUGUUGCUGUCUUGACUAUAAACUGAUUGUCAACCAGAUCAUGUUGUUUCAAGUUUUUUAUAUCCAUGCUGAUAAUGAACAUUGGGCACUCUGGUCUGUGAAGAAUGUAUUCUCCUGAAUUUUGAAUGUAUCCUGUUUAAUAAUAAUUACUUUUGUCAGGAUUUAGAGCACAGGAAAAAACUGAAGAUAACCUUCCCCUCCUUUUUUUUUU
Molecule: messenger RNA, 5225 nt
Organism: Zootoca vivipara (common lizard)
Lineage: Eukaryota; Metazoa; Chordata; Lepidosauria; Squamata; Lacertidae
Source: RefSeq, a predicted model, not a curated record